Molecule: messenger RNA, 168 nt
Organism: Symbiodinium pilosum
Lineage: Eukaryota; Dinophyceae; Suessiales; Symbiodiniaceae
Source: the annotation of a GenBank genome assembly
AUGUACGUGUCAACAAUUGGCUGUUCUGGGCCGUGCAAGCUCAUCUCGGAUGGCUUUGACAACCUCAUCCGCACUUUCACCCUGGAGAAGACAGUGGAAGAUGCCAUGGAGUGGGACGACAGUGACGAGGAUGUACAGCAAGAGAGCUCCGAGUCGUCAGAAGAUUGA